Pan troglodytes (chimpanzee) is the source of this 3141-nucleotide messenger RNA. RefSeq lists its product as uncharacterized. The coding region runs from base 2425 to 3048 and encodes 207 amino acids. The transcript has 6 exons. The record is from RefSeq and is a predicted model, not a curated record. Lineage: Eukaryota; Metazoa; Chordata; Mammalia; Primates; Hominidae.
UGGUAUUACAGGCGUGAGCCAUUGUGCCCACCAUCUCUGGUUCUUAACCUUCUGCCUCCCUCUUCCAGUUUUAAAGAAUGCUUGUAAUUACAUGGGCUCUCCUAGGUACUCCAGGAUAAUCUUGUUUUAAGGUUAGCUGAUGAGCAACAUUAAUUUUAUCUGCACUCUUAAUUCCCCCUUCCUAUGUAAUAGUGCUGUGUAACAUAGGACAUGAGCAAUUGGUGGCGGUGGGGGUUAUUACUUUGGCCACCACAGUCACUAUUUUAUGCCAGGUACUCAGCUAAGCACUGGUGAAUUAAGCAUGAAUAACACACACUCCCUAAUCUCCAUCCAUUCAUGGGAGGAGCACCUCACCUGCCAUGCUCCUGAGAAUCUCGGGAGUCAAAGAAGUCUUCUAUGAGGAGGUGAUGCCAAAGCAGACAAGUGACAGAGGAGUCAAAGCUAGCUAGGAAGAGAGUAGAGGUUUAAGGGGAAGCAUAUUAUAAGCAGAGGAUAUUACCCACUUCAGAGACUCCCAGAGGAGAAAGAGUGUGCGUUGAAGGGGCAGAUGAGGCUCAGUUGGACUCCAUAGCAGAUGAAAUGGAGAGGGGCAAGCAGUGAGGCUGCCUUGCAAGGCAGGGCAGAGCAGGGGCUGUUAAGGAGUUUGGACUUAAUCCCUGAGGCAAGGAGAAGUGAUGUAAAUGGGGGAGUAACAUGAUGAGAUUCAUGGAUUAGAGACAUGGCUCAGGCUGCUGUAGAGAAGGCACCAGGGAGAGCAGAUGGCUCAAUGGGUGUGCAGGAGACCUCUCACUGAGUUUAGGGAGAGGUUUUUAAACAGAGGAAGUUUGAGUAAUUUAAAUGAUGAUGGGAAGGAGCUAAAAGUGGGGGAUAGGUUAAAGAUACAGGAAAGUGGGAGGAAGAACUGACAAGUGAGGUUCCAGAGAGGGCAGGAGAAGAGGAGAUUCCCAUAGGGGGAUUAACACUUUCUUUUCUUUUUUCUUUCUAAGACAGGGUCUCACUCUGUCGCCCAGGCUGGAGUGCAGUGGCACAAUCUUGGCUCACUGUAGUGUAGACUUCCCAGGCUCAAGGGAUUUCUCCCACCCCAGACUCCCAAGUAGCUGGAACUACGGGUGUGCACCACCACCACACCUGGCUAAUGUUCCUUUUUUUGGUAGACACAGAGUCUCACUAUUUAGCACUGAUUGGUCUCCAACUCCUGGCCUCAAGUGAUCCUCCUGCCUAGGAUUCCCAGAUUGCUGGGAUUACAGGCAUGAGGGCAUGAGCCACAAUGCCUGGCCUCUGCUAGUUCUGUAUUCUCUAGAGUUGUCUUUACUUUGUGCUAGUGUGUCCCUCAUUGUGCUGAUCCUCUGUAAAAAUUAAUACCUUUUUUUUUUUUUUUGAGAUGGAGUUUCACUCUUGUUGCCCAGGCUGGAGUGCAAUGGCACUAUCUCGGCUCAGCACAACCUCCACCUGCCGGGUUCAAGCGAUUCUCCUGCCUCAGCCUCCUGAGUAGUUGGGAUUACAGGCAUGUGCCACCAUGCCCAGCUAAUUUUGUAUUUUUAGUAGAGAUGGGGUUUCUCCAUGCUGGUCAGGCUGGUCUCGAACUCCUGACCUCAGGUGAUCUGUCUGCCUUGGCCUCCCAAAGUGCUGGGAUUACAGGCAUGAGCCAUUGUGCCUGGCCAAAAUUAAUACUUUUUAUAUUAAAUUUACAUAUAUAUACGUUUUUUCUUUUUGAUACCGGGUCUCACACUGUCACCCAGGCUGGAGUACAGUGGCACAACCUCUGUUCACUGCAGCCUCCACCUGCCAGGCUCAAGCAAUUCUCCUGCCUCAGCCUCCCGAGUAGCUGGGAUUACAGGAAGUGACCUCACAAUGACUCAAGCUACCACAUACUGUUGAUUGUGAAAUGCCAGUUGAAGCAUAUGUCCUGCAAGCUUAGGGGUGCUACAAGUUGACCACUGCAGCAGUAAAGAUGACUCUGAAGAAUGGCAUGGGAUGGAUCCUUUCGAAGGCACUUGAGCAGCAGUCUCCAACCACAGGGCCACAGAGCUGGAGCUGGAUCUACCAUGAAAGACUUCUGAAUCCAGGAAGAGAGACUGACUGGGCAACAUGUUAUUCAGGGUCUCCCUCUGUUGUCCAAGGCUGGAGUGUAGUAGUGCUAUCGCAGCUGACUGCAGCCUCAACCUUCCAGGCUGAAGCGAUCCUCCCACCUCAACCUCCCACGUGGCUGAGACUACAGGUGCUUGCCACUAUGCCCAACUAAUAUUUGGAAUUUUCAUAUACGUGGAUUCCAGAGGGGUGACAGCGAAACGUGGGACCAUCCAGUUGCAGGAAAACAAGCUUAACACGCCCACUGAUUCUACAUUAUGCUCCUACCUCCCGGCAGCCUCUCCAGGCCCAGAACUUUCUCCAGUCAGCCUCUACAGACCAAGCUCAUGACUCACAAUGGCCUAUUUAGGCCCAUACCCUACCUCACGGCAGUCUCCGCAGAUGAGCCUACUGCCUCACAACAGCCUCCAAAGGCACAGCUCCAUUGUUACAAUGGCCUCUUUAGACCCAGCUCCUGCCUCCCAGCCUUCUCUCCAGGCCCUGAACUUUCUCAAGUCGACCUCACCAGGCCCAGCUCAUGCUUCUUGGCAGCCUCUCCAGGCCCAGCUCCUGCAUCUUGGGGGCCCCUCCAGGCCCAGCCUCUGCCUCCCGUCGGCCUCUACAGUCCCAACAUCUGCCUCACAGCAGAUUCUUCAGGCCCAUCAUCUGCCUCACUGUGGACCCCCCAAGCCAAGCUCCCAACCUUUCAGCAGCUUCUACACACCCAGCUCCUGCCACCCAGUGGCCUCUUUAGGCCAAGCUCAUGCUUCACAAGGGCCUUUCCAGGCCCAACUUUUGUCUCAUGGCAACCUUCCCUGGCCAGAUUCCUGCCUGUCUCCCAGCAGCCUAGACAGGCCCAGGUCUUGCCUCACACUGGCCUCUCUACAUCCAGCUCAUGCCUCACGUUGGCCUCUCCAGGCCCAACUCCUGUCCCAGGACGUCAUCUCCGGGCCCAAAACUUACUCAAGUCAGACUCUCUAGUUCCAACUGUUGCCUUCUGGUGGCCUAUGAAGGCCCAAAAUCUCCUCAAGUGGACCUCUCCAGGCCCAGCUCCUGCCUCCUGUCAGCAUCUGA